Molecule: messenger RNA, 340 nt
Organism: Maniola jurtina (meadow brown)
Lineage: Eukaryota; Metazoa; Arthropoda; Insecta; Lepidoptera; Nymphalidae
Gene: RpL38
Product: 60S ribosomal protein L38
Exons: 5
Coding region: 87-299 (70 amino acids)
Biological process (GO): translation; protein-RNA complex assembly
Cellular component (GO): ribosome; cytosolic large ribosomal subunit
Molecular function (GO): structural constituent of ribosome
Source: RefSeq, a predicted model, not a curated record
CACAUGUGACAUAUAAUGACAGUGACAACAAUAACAAUUAUUUCUUUGCUGACUUUGACAGUCGAGUGUCAAGGAAUCACCACAACAUGCCACGUGAAAUUAAAGACAUCAAGGAUUUUCUCCUGAAGGCGAGAAGGAAAGAUGCUAAAUCUGUGAAAAUAAAGAAGAACCCUGAGAAUGUAAAAUUCAAGGUGCGCUGCUCACGCUUCCUCUACACACUGGUCAUCACAGACAAGGAGAAGGCGGAGAAACUCAAGCAGAGCCUACCACCAGGUCUACAAGUUAAGGAGGUUAAGUGAUGACUUUGUAUAGGAUUAAGUUAAUAAAAAUGUAAAACACC